Molecule: messenger RNA, 5454 nt
Organism: Apodemus sylvaticus (European woodmouse)
Lineage: Eukaryota; Metazoa; Chordata; Mammalia; Rodentia; Muridae
Gene: Agps
Product: alkylglycerone phosphate synthase
Exons: 20
Coding region: 52-2064 (670 amino acids)
Biological process (GO): lipid biosynthetic process
Molecular function (GO): FAD binding; alkylglycerone-phosphate synthase activity
Source: RefSeq, a predicted model, not a curated record
AAGGCUCCUGCCGCCAGUCGCCGCAGUGACUGCCGGGAUGCGCCGCAGCGAAUGGUCGCGCGGGGCGCCGCUCUGAGUGACCUUUCACCCGCGCCCAGCGGCCUCGGGUGGCGGCACAAGGCGGAAGCCAUGGCGGAGGCGGCGGGCGAGGCGGGCGCGAGCGAGCGGGAUACAGACGCGGGCCGUGCGCGCCGGCGGCUGCGGGUUCUGUCGGGCCAUCUGCUGGGCCGGCCCCAGGAGGCUCCGAGUACCAAUGAGUGCAAAGCGCGGAGAGCCGCGUCGUCGGCCGGGGCGUCGCCCGCCGCCACUCCUGCCGCGCCAGAGUCGGGCACCAUCCCCAAGAAGCGGCAAGAAGUUAUGAAAUGGAAUGGAUGGGGCUAUAAUGAUUCCAAGUUCUUAUUGAAUAAGAAGGGCCAGGUUGAGCUGACUGGGAAAAGGUAUCCUCUCAGUGGCUUGGCUUUACCAACUUUGAAAGACUGGAUCCAAAACACCCUUGGAGCAAGUCUGGAGCAUAAAACUACCUCUAAAACAUCCAUAAAUCCUAGUGAAGCACCUCCUUCUAUUGUGAAUGAAGAUUUCCUUCAGGAACUUAAAGAAGCUCAUAUUUCAUACUCACAGGAAGCAGAUGAUCGCGUGUUUAGAGCUCACGGUCAUUGUCUUCAUGAGAUAUUUUUGCUCAGAGAAGGGAUGUUUGAGCGGAUUCCUGAUAUAGUUGUAUGGCCAACGUGUCAUGAUGAUGUAGUUAAGAUUGUGAAUCUAGCAUGCAAAUAUAACCUUUGUAUCAUACCAAUUGGUGGAGGAACAAGUGUUUCCUAUGGCUUGAUGUGUCCUGCAGAUGAGACAAGAACAAUAAUUUCUUUGGACACUUCACAAAUGAACCGGAUUCUCUGGGUUGAUGAGAACAAUCUGACAGCUCACGUAGAGGCUGGGAUAACUGGACAAGAUUUGGAAAGACAGCUUAAAGAAAGUGGUUAUUGUACAGGUCAUGAACCGGACUCCCUGGAAUUCAGCACUGUGGGAGGAUGGAUAUCUACUCGAGCAUCAGGCAUGAAGAAAAAUAUCUAUGGCAAUAUUGAGGACCUGGUAGUUCAUAUGAAAAUGGUAACACCUAGAGGUGUAAUAGAAAAAAGCUCCCAAGGACCUCGAAUGUCAACAGGCCCAGAUAUUCAUCACUUCAUCAUGGGAUCUGAAGGAACUCUUGGUGUAAUAACAGAAGCUACAAUAAAAAUCAGACCAACCCCUGAAUACCAAAAGUAUGGCUCAGUGGCUUUCCCUAAUUUUGAACAAGGUGUAGCCUGUUUAAGAGAAAUUGCAAAGCAGAGAUGUGCUCCUGCAUCUAUCCGCCUUAUGGACAACCAGCAGUUUCAGUUUGGUCAUGCUCUUAAACCUCAGGUCUCCUCUAUUUUUACAUCAUUUUUGGAUGGAUUAAAAAAGUUUUAUAUUACAAAGUUUAAAGGAUUUGAUCCAAAUCAAAUAAGUGUAGCCACAUUACUGUUCGAGGGAGACCGUGAGAAGGUUCUUCAGCACGAAAAACAGGUGUAUGACAUCGCAGCAAAAUUUGGUGGUCUGGCAGCUGGAGAAGAUAACGGACAGAGGGGUUAUUUGCUGACUUAUGUCAUUGCAUACAUGCGUGAUUUGGGUUUGGAAUACUAUAUAAUAGGAGAAUCUUUUGAGACUUCUGCUCCUUGGGACAGGGUUAUAGAUCUGUGUAGAAAUGUAAAAGAGAGGAUAAGAAGGGAAUGCAAAGAAAGGGGAGUUCAGUUCGCACCUCUUUCUACGUGCAGGGUGACGCAGACUUACGAUGCAGGUGCAUGUAUCUACUUCUAUUUUGCCUUUAACUACAGGGGAAUUAGUGACCCACUGACUGUGUUUGAACAGACUGAGGCAGCUGCUAGAGAUGAAAUCCUUGCCAAUGGAGGGAGCCUGUCACAUCACCAUGGAGUGGGCAAGUUACGAAAGCAGUGGCUAAAGGAGAGCAUCUCUGAUGUCGGCUUUGGGAUGCUAAAGUCUGUCAAAGAAUAUGUGGACCCAAGUAACAUCUUUGGAAACAGAAACCUUUUAUAACUCCAUUAAUAUCAUUAUGAAAAAAUGUUACCUUUUAAAAGUCAUCAGCUAUGGUUAUACCAGUAAUCGAAUAUAUCAUGGGACUGUAUUUCAGCUACAUUUGUUUGUUGGUUUAAAAUGAGUUGGUUAUGUUCUAUGCUUUGUUUCUACAUCUAUAGAUUGACAGAUGGCGUUCCUGGGUCUCAUUGUAGGUGUACCAGUUUAUAGCCAACUAGCUGGUUGUCAUUUCAGAUUUUAGUCAGGCAGCACAGGCUGCCCAUUAUCUGAGGAAGAUGCUGCCAGCUGUUCUACAAGCUCCUCCUCUGGGUGAGCCGAGGCAGACGCUGUCAUCCGUGCUCAUCUAGCCUCCCUUCUGUUCUGUCCUUUCUUAAACAUUUCUCUAAGGCAGGUAAUCUAGUAAAGAUUCUGCUGGUGAGAGAUAUUUGUGUAUGUUGUUAAAAGCAUACUUUCCUGUGAGUAGGUCAUUGGGGAGGACACUCCUGACAGAGCUGGUGGUCUGUUACUAGCAUGCCUUCAUCUGUAUAAGGUGCUCAGCCUAAGCUUUGCUUGAAAUGCAUACAUGUUACAAACUUAAAUUGCCAACAUAUAAAUUACUCUGUGAGCAGACACAUUUUUGUCCUCUGUGUCUGUUUCUAGAAGGGUUUGAGCUGUAUUUGUAUCACUGAAGUGUCACCUAUAGCUGUGUCCUGGAUCAUUCAUAACGUGAUUUGUAAGAACAGCUGACCUACUGCACGUGAGGGCAGGUUGAACCAGGAAGUGAAGGCCACUGUCCCUCCUCCAGUCCCCAGGUGUCUUCUGUCCCGUGCUUGAUAAGCUGCACAGGCAGCUGCAGCAUGAACAAAAGAACGGCUCCUCUGGAACCUGCCGUCUCCAGUUUAAAGAAUUACUUGGCUAAUGAAAUAGUCAUUAGUUGACUCAAAGCCUCAAUAAUUUCAAUGACAAUAAUCUUCUUUUUCUAAUUAGCCACAAAUAGCCUGAUAAAUUUUCAUGGAAAAAUAGUUUCAGUUUAAUUCUUAAUAAUAGUUUAAUGCUUUUUUGAAUUACUGGUUUAACCUAAAUUUAAAAAAAAAGUAUAUUACUGCAUAUGCCAUAAUCACAAGUUUGAAAUAUACUAUUUCUUAAAUAAAAAGGAGAACAUUAAUCACAUUUAGCAGACAUUUUUACAUUCAAAACUGGAUAUUGAGAUAAGUGGAACAAUUGCUUUAAAUCACUGUCUGUUGAGGUUCCUGAGUCACAUUUGAAAUGGGUUCUUUUCUUAAUGCAAUACCUAACUUUUGAUAAUUUUUUAAAAUUAAUAUUUAAUCAGAUAAUGUAAGUCAAAAUGCAGACGAUCCUUUAAAAGGACACACUGUCUGUCUAUGUAGCAACAGCUCCAGAUAUGUUGGGGCAGUUUGAUACCUUUUAUAUCUUAAGUAGCCUUAAACAGAACAGUGAAAAUUUAAAAUUGACAAAAUAUUUUUAAGACUUCAAAAUGGUAAAUAAUUUUUAACUAUUAUAAUUGGCCUCAAACUAACAAAUUUAAAUCUGUAGGAAAAUCAAUAUUAAGUAUUAAGUUAACAACAAAAACUCAAUAUUUAUUUUUUGGAAGCUGCCUUUUUAUUGAUGAUUUAUUUUUAAUUAUAAAAUUUCAUCAGAUCUCUGAUUAAAGACUUUGAUGGUUUGAAAUAGCUGGAUACUCAAGGAAAUGCCUUUAGAAUUAUAAGAUUCUUUAUAAAAUGUGUCUUCAUGAAGGUGAUUCUCUAAUUGGUAAUUGAAAUGUAACAUUUAGUAAGACUCUAGUGCUGGGAGGUGGUGGCCCACGCCUUUAAUCCCAGCACUUGGGAGGCAGAGGUAGGUGGAUUUCUGAGUUCGAGGCUGGCCUAGUCUACAGAGUGAGUUCCAGGAUAGCCAGAGCUACACAGAGAAACCCUGUCUCAAAAAAAAACCACCCCCCCCCCCAAGAAAAAGUAAGACUCCAGCAUUUCACUGGAAGAGUCUACGUGUUUCCAAGUAGUCGUUUUAAUAAUUUCAUCAGCAGGUCCAGUUCUGUGCAUGUGAUUGUUAAAACGUUUUUUCUCAAGGAUCAGCUUUUCAUAGCCUCAGCGAUCUGUACUGUAAUCGUGAGUGACACCUGAAGUGGCUGGGGUGGCUCCCUGCACUUCAUGAGCUUUGUGGCAGUCGGCGGUUUAUGUCUUUGCUUCCCUUUUCUGUGUAUGGAGGCCUCACCAACCGUGAUUCUAUAAUGGUUCCUACAUUUUGCAUUUCAAAUAAUUUUUACAGGGAUCAUUUUGGAACACAAGAAUGUUCAUUAGUAGUAUUUCACUCUGACUGUAAAGCAGGAAGCCUUGCCACCCACUUCUGGGAGGUGCCAUCAAUGCAGACUGUGUCUGCGGAGGAACAUGAGUUCACGAGCAUGCACAAAGCACUUAAACCUUAUCUCUUCCUUCAGAAGUGUCUGCACAUGGCUUCAUGGAGCUAAGUCCAGGAAAACAUUGUCAUCUGAAGCAUCUUAACUCAAAGAUUAGUUUCUUUAAAAGAUGUAGCCUGUUGGAUAUCAGAAGCCCAUAACACUGACUUGUCCUUCCUAAGUCAUAUGUGUGAUAUUUUGCUUAAAUCUGACGAUGUCACAUGCAGGUUGGACUUUCAGUGGGAAUGGGAACUUGCUGCUAGUGAAAAAUGGAGUCAAAUACUAAAGACUCAACAGACAGGUGUAUUGACCUUGGAGAAACUGCUGCAUCCAUGUGUGGUGUGAUGUGUACUGGGCAUAAGUGAAUUGAGUCUUACGCUAUGAUCCUUGAGCAUCUCAGUUAGCUGAAUUGUGGAGACCAGCAUUUUAUCACAGAAUAAAGGAUUAAACUAUGCUCUUUUUAGAAAUGGUGGGUUGUUACUCAGAAUGCUUACAUAUGAUAGGAUUAUUGACCUGAGGGUAUUUAUGAAUCUGGAAGCCUUCUAGGAUGCAUAUUUGUGUUGUUGAUAUAUUUUGGGAAACAAAAGCUCAAUAAAAAACAAGCUUCCUUUGGUGUGUAUAUUAUAUCACAUAUAAACACAUGUAAGAACGCUCCCUUUCCCUCCAGAAUACUGUAACAGUCCUAGUUUGCAUAUUUGAAAAGCUGUUCUGCAUGUUAAUCCCAGAGAUAUUUCUUUGUCAUACUCUUUCAUACCAACAGCUUCUAAGUGUAACUGAUCAGAGAAACCUUGAUUUCCUAACCUGAAGUGUGUUCUCCAAAUGGCCAGCUUUGGUAGCACUGUCAGAACACAGGGAUGCAGAGGGGGUGCCUCACACCAUGCAGUCACGACCCUUGAGGCGGCCUCAGAUGCUGUGUGUGGAAGGCGUAGCUCCAGUUUGAGGAGCAUAAGACAUGGGGUCAGUCGUUUUAGUAAUUUUGAGGGGUUUUUUUGUUUUUUUUUUUU